CCUCACAACAGCAUUUCCAUAUUCCCCUUCCACACAUCUCUUGGCUCUUCCUUGGACAGCCGGCCAGUAAAGCUUGACAUCCCCCGAUAUGGCCCAGACCAUGGAUUACAAGAAGACAUGGAUUCUAUUGCCCAACUACACGACCACCCCAGGCGGGCGUUUCCGCCUCGGUACCGUGGUCAUCUAUCCUGGAUUACAAACCUUGUCGAACGGUUUGGACCUACCGGCUACGAGGUUGCACGAAUCCCAGGCGACAAACUUCACGUGGGAUCUCAAUUCCGCGAAAAGGGCUUCGAGCAUAUUUUCGAAAUUCGUUAGUUAUCUAUCACCAUCAGUUAACACUGAAGAUUCUGCGAUCCUUCGGUGCGACAGCCUAGUCACCCAAGAAUUUUAUCCUUCAAAUGCCGACUUGAAGGCGACGCUCAAAUCCGCCGAGGUAAGGCAAUAUGUACUAAAAUGGCCCUCUUCUACGAUAUACAUGGUUGUUGGGGUCAAGAUUGCGCGAGGCGCUUCUCUCUCGUCGAAGAAGACUUGGCCCGACUUUCGUGGCGUCACUCAUCAAGCGUUCAGCUCCAGCUCUGAAUUCGUUUUCGCUAUUCGACUUCUCAAAUUCAAGCCCACAAACCUGAAAAGUGGAGAUUUCCUAGCGCCACCCAUAUCCACAACCGAGCCCAGUACUGCCCCGCAUGGAGUCAUUGAAGUCCCCGGGGCGCAAGCUGACGAGCAGCACGCUGCUGUUGCCAUCUGGGAAAGUGGUUACCCAUCGGCAAAGUCUCUGCACGUCGACAGUGUUUCAGCCUUCGAAGAAACCAACGUACAAGAAGAAACAGAGUUGAUCCCGUGGAACCACGUCCAUCGAUUCAGCACCUCGACCACGUCAACAGACUGGUCAGGUGAAGGAGAGAGCAUAUUCGAUAAUGAGCCUGAAGAACCACUUGCUACAGCUACGCGAAUAAUGGCGUCCAACGAUGCAGCGCCAUUCAACGCAGAGACUUAUUACUACGGUCUCAAAGCGGCUCUGAAGCUGAUCUCGAGCACUGCAGCAAACGGAGUCCCCCAGAGCCAGCCGCCCCGAGACCCCACAGAUUCCGGCUUUGUCUUGAAAAAACGGUUGCUCACCAUCGAAGGCAGCCACUCUAUUGUGCCCAUCUGGGAGUCGGAUAUUCUUCCAGCCAUCAGAAACUUGAACGUGGGGGACCACUUCUUGUCUGUGGAUUGCCUUCGAAUUGGACUUGGAAUGGCUGCGGCGGACAAUCCCGUCACGAUACUAGUCCUUGCCGAGCCAAACACGGUCUCAGUUGGCGAGGGAAAAUCCAUCGCAACACAGAUUCAGGACAUGUGCCGAUCGCGUGGACUGCCCGACGUCGAAGUCGAGAUUGCCGAGAUGAUGGAACCUCACAACGCUGGUGAGAGGGCUGGAGGCCAUGGCGAUCCGCAUGUGCUCGACGGCCCGUUUGACAGGAAUCUCUACCUUGGUGCGUCCAUCGGACCGCCGUGGAGCAAUGCCUGGGGUUCCAGCGGAUCAUUCGGAGGACACGUCGUGGCGCGACAAAAGCCGCCAUUCCAUGACGAAGUUAUCAUGGCCCUCACGUGCGACCACGUCUGUUUCACAUCAGAGAGAAAUUACCUUGAAACAAAUCUCUUCGCCGAUCGGGCGUACAAGAUGACGAAAGCCUCGGCUCAUCGAUAUGCAAUGCUUGCACCGUCGGACGCUGACGCCGACGCCACGGAACAGUAUAUGCGAGAGCGAUUGGCUCUUGCUGACGCGGACGUUAUCGCGUUGCAAGGCAGCGGCGACGAAAGCUCUAUCCGCGAGCUAGAAGAAGCGAGAGACAAGGCCGACAGAACCCUGCAGGAUUUUCUCUCGGCAAAGCGCAAGGUUGGCGAUGUCUUCGGCACCGGUGGUUCCCGGCUAGACACACCGACCGAAAUGCCUAUGGAUUGGGCCGUCGUAUUGGAGGACUUGAAGCUGCAACCGAGCGAUCUGAACAAGCUCCCACCUAUCCAGUUCUCAGGAAACAAUAACGGCACUGUCAUAAACGCAAUAGAGAAGGCGAUGGGCUUUCCGCCAAUACGACUCCGGCUCGGCCGUCCUGGGCCGUCCGCGAGCCUGCUUCCCGGCACCAUUCCAGGGCAGAUCUCGCAGCUGCGUAGCGAUCCGCCAAAACACAACGAGGUCUUUUUCAAGGUCGGCCGCACCACGGGCUGGACGGCCGGCCAGUACAACCCGUGCCGGUCCAUGGUGUUCAACAAGGGCUCGCUGCGACAUCCCGGCCGACAGGCGCCCGGCACCGCCACGGAUCCAUCCGGCCCGUGGCAACACUCUUACUCGGACUACCCGUGGUGUCUGUACUGGUGUUUUCUGGGCGUUCCAUCUGACGUUCCCUUUGGCGCUAAGGGAGACUCUGGGUCAUUGGUGUUCGACAGGGAGGGCCAGGCAACAGGAUUGUAUUUCUCAGGGUGGAACACCAUUCCAGAUGUGUCUUGCGUCAUUUCCUUGGCCGCUGUCUUUCGAGAUAUUGAAACGCAGUUGGAUCUGACCGGUGUUAGACUCGCAAGCUGAGCACAGAUGCCGCACAAGUUCAACUAUUGUCGUGGCGUGAUCUCUCCGAGGGGCAGGGAUCAUUCGCUGGGUUACAUGUUGACGAGUGGCUACUCACGUGGGGGCUGACGGUCAUCGCCGCAAGUGUGAACCGCCGUAAGUUCGGCUUCCCGCCAACCUGCUGAGGA
Molecule: messenger RNA, 2730 nt
Organism: Lasiosphaeria miniovina
Lineage: Eukaryota; Fungi; Ascomycota; Sordariomycetes; Sordariales; Lasiosphaeriaceae
Exons: 3
Coding region: 89-2563 (824 amino acids)
Source: RefSeq, a predicted model, not a curated record